CACGCGGAGAGCGGCAAGGUGUUCGCGCUGCAGCCGCUGGACCACGAGGAGCUGGAGCUGCUGCAGUUCCAGGUGAGCGCGCGAGACUCUGGAGUGCCUGCCCUGGGGAGCAAUGUGACUCUGCAGGUGUUUGUGCUGGAUGAAAAUGACAAUGCGCCCGCACUGCUGGGGCUUAGCGCUGGCGGUGUUGUGAACGAGCUGGUGUCUCGAUCGGUGGGGGCAAGUCACGUGGUGACUAAGGUGCGCGCAGUGGACGCUGACUCUGGCUACAACGCGUGGCUGUCUUAUGAGCUACAGACAGCCUCAGGUGGCUUGCGCAGCCCGUUCCGCGUAGGGCUGUACACGGGCGAGAUCAGCACGACGCGCAUCCUAGAUGAGGUGGACGCACCGCGCCAUCGCCUGUUGGUGCUUGUGAAGGACCAUGGGGAACCUGCACUGACGGCCACUGCCACUGUUCUGGUGUCACUCGUGGAGAGCAGCCAGGGGCCAAAGACCUCUUCACUGGCUUUUGUGGGUGCCGUGGGCCCAGAGGAGACUCUGGUGAAUGUGAACGUGUACUUGAUCAUCGCCAUCUGUUCAGUGUCCAGCCUGUUUGUGCUCACAUUGCUGCUGUACUCGGUGCUGCGCUGCCUGGCGGUGCCCACCGAAGGCUCCUGUGGGCCUGGGAAGCCCACGACGCUGGUGUGCUCGAGCGCGGUGGGGAGCUUGUCCUACUCGCAGCAGAGGGGGCAGAGGGUGUGCUCUGGAGAGGGUCCGCCCAAGACCGACCUCAUGGCCUUCAGCCCUAGCUUACCCCAGGGUCCCAACUCUACAGACAACAAGUUGAUGAAGAAUGACAGUACAAGGCAGUUGUACGAGUUCAUCUCUUACCAUUUGAGGCCGCGUGAUGUCGCUGUUUACCAUGAAGUUUCAUCUACCAAUACACAAAGCUUAUCCUUCCUUACUCUGCGUCUUACAUGGCAGCUGAAUGAUGACGAACAAAAGAGUUGA
This is a messenger RNA of Octodon degus (degu), 990 nucleotides long. RefSeq names its product protocadherin alpha-3-like. Gene Ontology annotation, biological process: homophilic cell-cell adhesion. Gene Ontology annotation, cellular component: plasma membrane. Gene Ontology annotation, molecular function: calcium ion binding. The transcript is spliced from 2 exons. Lineage: Eukaryota; Metazoa; Chordata; Mammalia; Rodentia; Octodontidae. The annotation marks the transcript as partial. The record is from RefSeq and is a predicted model, not a curated record.